Lotus japonicus is the source of this 1200-nucleotide messenger RNA. Its product is annotated as 26S proteasome non-ATPase regulatory subunit 8 homolog A-like. NCBI's taxonomy places the organism in Eukaryota, Viridiplantae, Streptophyta, Magnoliopsida, Fabales, Fabaceae. Gene Ontology annotation, cellular component: cytosol; nucleus; proteasome regulatory particle, lid subcomplex. The transcript is spliced from 6 exons. Gene Ontology annotation, biological process: proteasome-mediated ubiquitin-dependent protein catabolic process. The record is from RefSeq and is a predicted model, not a curated record. Bases 40 to 921 code for a protein of 293 amino acids.
AUAAAAUUUUAAAUUCUAUAUUACUAGAGGCUUAGUUUUAUGAUUUUGGUAAUUGGGUUUGUUUCUGUGGAGGUUGUUUGUGAAAAGUGCAGUGCUGGUGAAGAAAACGAACAAGAGAUGGAUCCAAAACUAACAGAGGUAUCUCAAUUCUUCGAUCAAUUCAAGGCUGCGUUUCUCAGGAAUGACUAUGAUUCCUCUUCCAAUCUCCUUUCCCAGCUAAAGGUGUUGCUAACAGGGUUCAGAAGUCUUCCUCCCUUGUUUGAAGAUACACCUAAUGCAGUUCAGGAGUUAACAAUAGCAAGGGAUAUAUAUGAGCAUGCUGUUGUCCUGAGCGUGAAAACCGAGGAUCAAGAUGACUUUGAGAGGAAUUUCUUCCAGUUGAAACCUUAUUAUACAGAUGCCUGUAGUCGUCUUCCACCAUCUCCGCAGGAGUACCCAAUACUAGGUCUGAACCUGUUGAGGCUACUUGUGCAGAAUAGGAUAGCUGAAUUCCAUAUGGAGUUGGAACUGCUCUCAUCUUCUGCUCUAGAGAAUCCAUGUAUUAAGCAUGCUGUGGAGCUGGAGCAAUCAUUUAUGGAAGGAGCUUACAAUCGCGUAUUGAGUGCUUGUCAGACAGUGCCACAUGAGACAUACGUUUAUUUCAUGGAUCUUUUGGCAAAGACUGUCAGACAUGAAAUAGCAGGAUGCAGUGAGAAGGAGUAUGGCUCUCUUCCAAUUAAGGAUGCUAGGAAAACAUUACGUUUCUCAUCGGACAAGGAACUAUUUGAAUAUAUUAAAGAGGAGCACCCUGAGUGGGAGAUUAAGAAUGGCCUUGUCUUUUUUCAAAAGGCUAAAGAAUCUGCACCUUGCAAAGAAAUACCCUCUCUACAACUCAUCAACCAGACACUUAGUUAUGCCAGGGAGUUGGAGAGGAUUGUCUGAAAAGAAAUGAAAUGGCUUUGUGUUUUCUAAAAUUUCUAGGUGUUUGGGUAAUCGUUGCUAAUACUGUCAUUUGAAAUUGUUUAUUAUUUUGAUUCGAUGCGGAACUCUAAAAUGGUUCAUUUCUUUAUUUUGGAUUUUUGGUCCUCUAGAUUGUUGUAUUGUUUCUUUUGGUACCGUUUUCUCUCUUCCUUUUAAUGGCAUGUUUGGGUAAUCGUUGCUAAUACUCGUUUGUAAUAUAUAUGACUAAAAUAUCAAAGGUGUUGCUGCUCUUUGGUUUCU